Messenger RNA from Caenorhabditis remanei, 651 nucleotides. RefSeq lists its product as uncharacterized. The transcript has 2 exons. NCBI's taxonomy places the organism in Eukaryota, Metazoa, Nematoda, Chromadorea, Rhabditida, Rhabditidae. The coding region runs from base 1 to 651 and encodes 216 amino acids. The record is from RefSeq and is a predicted model, not a curated record.
AUGCUUGUUCCUCCAUCCUCUACAAAAGCGAGUCCAAAAAGUGCAAAAGAAAAAAAGGCAUCCGAAGAACGUAUUGUCGUUAUCGCUGCAAUAAUUCUGUUUUUUACGCUUCUCUGGGUCUGUGCUCCAACCCCUUAUGAAUUCAACGCUACCCGAGUCUCUGCUGCCAAAAGACAACUCAUCCAAGACGCUCAACUGGACCUCGCACUGAAUGACAUUCUGGAAUACAACGUGGCAAGAAGACAAAUGAGAAGAACGAAUACUGUGGACAUUCCAGAACCUCUUUGGAAUGAAUGGGUCCCUGACCCGUCCAGAUUCGAAAACGUGGAACAAGUGCUUCAGAUGACUGGAACGAACGGAACAGUGAUAGAAGAGUUAUUCUACUUGGCUACUCCUCAAAUCAUCGACAUUCAACAGAACGGGCAAUUGAAAAUAAAGUGGAACUCUAAAUUGAUGAUUUAUUUUUUAACAGUUCCAAUCGGGGAGUGCUGGAUGUACGGAAGAUGCCACAAACAUCAUUAUUUUGUUAGAAACGGCAAUCUGUAUGUUCACAGUGUUUUCGAUUGGAAUCAGCAGACGCUGGAAAUGACUCGAGUUUAUUACGUCCCGGCGAAGAACUUGUUGGACCACUUUUUCAAUGGAUAUCAUUAA